This is a messenger RNA of Morus notabilis, 1737 nucleotides long. Its product is annotated as xyloglucan-specific galacturonosyltransferase 1. The transcript is spliced from 2 exons. The record is from RefSeq and is a predicted model, not a curated record. Gene Ontology annotation, molecular function: glycosyltransferase activity. The coding region runs from base 1 to 1737 and encodes 578 amino acids. Lineage: Eukaryota; Viridiplantae; Streptophyta; Magnoliopsida; Rosales; Moraceae.
AUGGCCAUUUCUGUGACCAAAAAGAAAUCCAAAGUUUCCAAGAAAGAAGAUCCAAAAAAAUGCUGUUCCUCUUUCACAAUUCUAGUCAGAUUUCUCUACAGAAUUCCUAUAGCCCUUUCCUUCUUGUUUCUCAUCUACCUUUGGUCUUCCUCCACCACCAUCAUCUCUGGCAAGAUUCUUCAUGUUUGUGUUUCUUCAAGGAAGCUCAACAGUCUCUACUGCCUAUCUGCCGGCACACAGCCAAAAUUUGAAAUCCCGAUUCCGAUUGUCGAAAAUAGUACUAUUGUUGAAAUCCCAACUCCAAUAGUUAGCAACAUUGCUAUAACUAGUCCUGCUUCAAAUGUGGAAGUGAAGAAACAAGUGCCAACUCCUGUAGUUAGCAAUAGCUCUAUUGCCAAUGUGGAGAUGAAGAAAGAAAAUAUUCUUGAAUUUGUCAGGGAUGGUUCUGAUCCAACUGUCAGAGAUAGUAUCAGCCAUGGCAGAGAAAAUGAGAUUGCAGGUGCGGUGAAGUUUGUCGAAGAACAUCUUCAAGUGCUCCGCUCGUGGACGUCGGAUAGGAACCGAAAAGGGUGUGAUGGGAGGGGAAUUUAUGUCUAUGAUCUGCCAUCAAAGUUUAAUAAGGACUUGGUUGGUCAGUGCAGGGACAUGGUUCCAUGGAUGGACUUUUGCAAGUAUUUCGGCAAUGAAGGAUUGGGAGAGCCUAUUCCGAAGCUCGGGAAAGCGUGGUACCGGACUCAUCAGUACUCUCUGGAGCCUAUUUUCCAUUCAAGAGUCUUGAAGCAUCCUUGCAGGGUUCAAAAUGAAAAUGAAGCCAAGCUUUUCUAUGUUCCAUUCUAUGGUGGCCUGGACAUCCUCAGAUGGCAUUUCAAGAAUGUCUCAAAUGAUGUCAAGGAUACUUUGGGGUUGGAGUUGGUCAAGUGGCUAGAAAGACAAAGGCCUUGGGCUCCGAAUUCGGGGAAAGAUCAUGUCUUUGUGCUGGGAAAAGUUUCAUGGGAUUUCAGGAGAAAGGAGAAGUCAUGGGGAACCAGAUUCUUAGAGCUUGAACAAAUGCAGAACCCCGUGAAACUCCUGAUCGAACGACAACCGUGGCACGAAAACGACAUUGGCAUUCCGCAUCCAACCUACUUCCACCCACAUUCAGAUGAAGACAUCAUGUCCUGGCAAUCCAAAAUCAUAACUUCAAGCAGAAAACACCUCGUGAGCUUCGCGGGAGCAGCGCGCCCCGAUGCCCCCGAGAACAUAAGGUCUAUUCUGAUCAAGCAAUGCACUUCAGUGGAAAUUCAGAAAUGCCAGAUUCUUGACUGCAGUCCACGGGGAUGCAGCCAACCCGAAUCGGUGAUCGAGCUCUUCAUGGAGUCCGAAUUCUGUUUGCAGCCUCCAGGAGACAGCCCAACUCGAAAAUCCGUGUUUGAUUCUCUAGUGUCAGGCUGUAUACCGGUUCUGUUUGAUCCUUUCACAGCUUACUAUCAGUAUCCUUGGCAUUUACCGGAAGAUCAUGGCAAGUAUUCAGUUUUCAUAGACCAAAAAGAAGUGAGAGAAAAGGGGGUAAAUGUGGUGGAGAAAUUGAUGAAAAUCACCAAGAAAGAGAGGGAUGAUAUGAGAAGAUUUAUUGUGUAUGAGCUAUUGCCUGGUCUAGUUUAUGGGGACACAGAUUCUCAGCUUGAGAGGUUUCAGGAUGCCUUUUCCAUUACAAUAAGUAAUCUCCUAGAGAGAGUGAACAGAUUGGAAGAUAGUUGA